AUCCAUGCAAAAGAGGUUUGUGUUUCUGCUAUCCCACAGCACACAUCUUCCUCUUUCGAGAAAUUGGCCAUAACAAGGGGAAAUUACCAUGAAGUUGCUUUGUGGAGAUGAAUUAGGACAAUUAAAAUUAAUUGAAUUGAAAAAGGGAAUUGACGCUUCAAAUCCAGAAUCGGAGGCUCCCAGGAUUCAACGUUUUGGAACCUUAGAUAAAAAGAAUGGAGUCUUAUUUUUCUGUGAGAACGAAAAUUAUGUCUAUGUCGUUCGUAAAAAUGCUACUAUAGAGUGCUGGGAUUUGAAGAAAGAGCCCCCAGUUCUUGUCAGCUUAUGGCAAUUGGAUGAAAAGCUGAUAGAAAAUGCAUCCAUUGUUUCCUUUCAAUAUGCUCAUGGAUGGCUUAUGAUCGCUUUGAGUAGCGGAACAAUCUUGUUCCGAAAUCCAGAAUUAGGACAAGUACGAAAGAUUAUGGUUUCUUCACCGUUGUCCUGUGCUACCUUACAUCCUCGAAUUGCUGGUGUUGUUGCUAUAGGAGGAGAAGAAAACGAUGUUUCUAUAUAUACCUGCAAUCCUAGUUGCACUUCUUCUAUUGACUUGUCAACAUUAUGGGAGCCAAGCAAGGUUGUUCGUCUUUUUCAAGGAAAAAAUGUAAAAAAUAAUGCCUUAGAUCUUCGGGUUCGCGUUUGGGUUACAGGUAUUGUUUUUACGGAAGAACUCUUCAACGCCAUUGAUGGCAAAAGUGAAGAUGAUUCAGCUCCAGCUUUUCAUUUCGCUACCAUAACUCAUUAUGGGCAGCUGAGAUUUUAUUAUACUAAGCAGGCUCGACGACCAGUCUACAGUACGGACAUCUCUACAUCUGAACUCAACCAUGUUGGCAUUUUACCUUCUGUGAAUAUGUUAUAUUUUUCCGAUAAGCGUGCUCAGGUCAUUGUUUUUGACCCUAUAAAGAAGAAGACUGUGGGACGUUUUCAAGGUGUUAAAGGCUCUGCUUCUAGCAUUCACAACCUUAAUGACCUCGUCGCUAUUGUAGGUCUCGACAGACAUCUUCGAGUUUAUGAUGUUCAUCGUAAUCAUCUAGCUAACGCUUACGUUAAAGUAAUGCCUACUAGUGUUUUGCUACUGAAUGAUCGUGAUGAAGAAGUUAUCAAGGAAGAAGAAGAGAAGCGUGUUGCGAAAGAAGAAGAAGAAGAUAUAUGGCGUAAUAUGGAGCAAUUGGACGACAAGGAAGAGAAAAAGGAUGACAGAAAGACAAAAAAGCAAAAAAGAUCGUAAAAAUGGGUUUUUGGAGGUAGGGAAUGUAUUUAAUAAAAUAUACUAUGGUUUUUGGAA
Molecule: messenger RNA, 1321 nt
Organism: Schizosaccharomyces octosporus yFS286
Lineage: Eukaryota; Fungi; Ascomycota; Schizosaccharomycetes; Schizosaccharomycetales; Schizosaccharomycetaceae
Product: ribosome biogenesis protein N
Exons: 4
Coding region: 89-1264 (391 amino acids)
Biological process (GO): ribosomal large subunit biogenesis
Cellular component (GO): preribosome, large subunit precursor; nucleolus
Molecular function (GO): protein binding
Source: RefSeq, a predicted model, not a curated record